CUUUUCACCAAAAAAAAAAAAACAUUAUAAUUUUAUAUAAAUUAAAACUCUCACUCACUCUUUCUCUCACAGCCGUCGCUUAAACAGAACCCAUUGCCGUCCGUGAACGCCUUCCCGUCCGUCGAUCGGUUUACGCCCUCUUCGCCGCCCACUGAUAACAAUAUUUCAAACCAAUAAAAUGGUACGAGCGUAUGCUAUUAAAGGGAUGAAACGGAAGAAUAGAGGCGAGAAGUAUGAUAAAGAAGAACAAGAACAUAAUGAACAAGUAGGAGAAGCAGAGAAAGAACGGGCAAAGCGAGCUGCUAUUGAAAAGCCAACAGAGGAAGUCGAAGUUAAAGAAGAAGAGGAAGGAGCUGAAGCUGGAACAGAUGAACUUGUGGGAAUCCCAAUUGCUCCCAGUGAAAAAAUGAAUAACACAAAUGGGGUCAUUUUUGUUCUUGAGAAGGCUUCAUUGGAAGUUGCUAAAGUUGGAAAGAGUUUCCAACUCUUGAACUCGGAUGAUCAUGCCAAUUUCUUGCGGAAAAAUAACAAGAACCCUGCUGAUUACAGACCUGACAUAACACAUCAGGCUCUACUGUCGAUUCUAGACAGUCCGGUCAAUAAGGCUGGGAGAUUGCAAGCUGUGUAUGUUAGAACUGAGAAAGGUGUACUUUUUGAAGUUAAAGCUCACGUUAGAAUUCCGAGGACAUAUAAGCGGUUCUCUGGUAUAAUGUUGCAACUGCUACAAAAAUUAAAUAUAACUGCUGUUGGCAAGCGGGAAAAGCUUUUACGAGUGAUAAAGAAUCCCGUAACCAAUUAUUUUCCUGUCAAUUCUCGCAAAAUAGGUUUCUCAUAUAGCUCAGACAAAUUAGUUAAAAUGAGGAAAUACGUAGAUGCUGUUGGUGAUGAUGUGAAUCUUGUUUUUGUGGUGGGUGCAAUGGCCCAUGGGAAAAUAGAGGUAGAUUAUAUAGAUGAUUUUAUAGCGAUUUCCGGUUAUCCACUAAGUGCUGCAAUGUGCAUUGCAAGGAUUACUGAAGCUUUGGCAGAUAAGUGGAGCAUAUUGUAACACUCUUAUGUCUCUCCCUGCUUCAAUGGCUUCGAUUUUGCGAUAGGUUAUCAGUUGUAUUUCACAAAUUGUUUGAUGCAAUAGUAAAAAUUAUUCUACAUA
Messenger RNA from Gossypium raimondii (Peruvian cotton), 1147 nucleotides. RefSeq lists its product as uncharacterized. Bases 179 to 1045 code for a protein of 288 amino acids. Lineage: Eukaryota; Viridiplantae; Streptophyta; Magnoliopsida; Malvales; Malvaceae. Gene Ontology annotation, cellular component: nucleolus; small-subunit processome. The transcript has 8 exons. Gene Ontology annotation, biological process: rRNA base methylation. The record is from RefSeq and is a predicted model, not a curated record. Gene Ontology annotation, molecular function: rRNA binding; rRNA (pseudouridine) methyltransferase activity.